Molecule: messenger RNA, 318 nt
Organism: Protopolystoma xenopodis
Lineage: Eukaryota; Metazoa; Platyhelminthes; Monogenea; Polystomatidea; Polystomatidae
Source: the annotation of a GenBank genome assembly
AUGCAUUUCGACAGAGACAACACAACUACCCGACUUCCUAGCUCCCCAUCCCGGCCGACCAAAGUCGACCUGCUCUGUCUGCGGCGAUCGCGGCAUACCGACUGCCUUAACGACAUCUCCGACUUCACACAGGCCCGUCUGCCGUCGGCUUUCUUGCCCAAGUCCUGUUCUCCCUGCAGCCAACUGGCCCACCUCAGCAGCACUCAACCCACCUUAACGACCACGUCAAGCGGUCGCCUUCGGUCCGGCGCUCCUCUCGAACAAGCUGGUCGUCUCCUCUCUUCGUCAUCGUCUUCACUGGCCUCGCGAUCGACGUCA